Messenger RNA from Arxiozyma heterogenica, 1683 nucleotides. Its product is annotated as MFS transporter. Gene Ontology annotation, molecular function: fluconazole transmembrane transporter activity. The record is from RefSeq and is a predicted model, not a curated record. Gene Ontology annotation, biological process: xenobiotic detoxification by transmembrane export across the plasma membrane. Bases 1 to 1683 code for a protein of 560 amino acids. Lineage: Eukaryota; Fungi; Ascomycota; Saccharomycetes; Saccharomycetales; Saccharomycetaceae. The transcript has a single exon. Gene Ontology annotation, cellular component: plasma membrane.
AUGUCCAUGUAUACAACAUUAUUGGCUUCUUUGAAGAAUACUGCGUUUGCUGAUGUCUUGGAAUUUUUGCAAAUAUACAACUUUCCUGAAAUUGUUCCAGACAAUCUAUUUCCCCCACAAUAUUCGAGUGUUUCCGAUAAAUCCAAAUACAUAAUCGAAUGCACAGAAUUUACACACUAUAAGGAAGCAAAUGAAUCUGUACAGUCUAACGAUCAACUAUCAGAUUGUAUAGAAUUAGAUUCUGUCCAAUGUAGUGAAAUAAAACUUUCUAAAGACCCAUUUCUUAUAACAUGGAAUGGUAAAAACGAUCCAGAAAUACCAUAUAAUUGGAGCAAUUUUAAAAAAUGUUUAACGGUGGGUCAAUUGCUUUUUGCUUCUUGGAUUAGUUACACUACAUCAUCUAUUUAUGUUCCGGGUCAGGACGAUAUUGAAAAGGAUUUCAACUGCUCGCAUGUGGUGGGAACUUUAAAUUUAUCGAUGUUUGUUUUAGGUUAUGGUAUUGCUCCAAUGAUAUUAUCUCCUUUAUCAGAAGUGGCAUUUGUUGGACGUCAACCAAUAUUCGUUUGGACUUUUUUCAUUUUUACAUUCAUUCAACUGGGUUGUGCGACUGUUAAUAAUAUCGUAGGGCUAAUUAUUCUAAGAUUCUUUUCUGGUGUAUUCUGUUCCCCCUUAUUAACUCAUGCGGGUGCUAGUAUUUUUGAUUGUAUCACUGAAAAGUAUUCAAUGAUUAUGCUAGCCUCAUGGUCAUUUUGCACAGUUUUAGCUCCAGUUACAGCUCCAUUAUUAGGUGCGUGUAUGACAGUAGCAAAAAAUUGGAGGUGGAUAUUUUGGUUUUUAUUUUUUAUAUCUGGAUUUGCAACUUUUCUUCUUCUUUUUACUCUGCCUGAGACAUCACAUACAGCAAUUUUAUCGAGACGUGCUAGAAGAAUAAGAAAACAGACGUGUGAUUCAAGAUAUUAUACCAUUCAAGAAAAAAUUGACUCCAAAAUGAAAAUUAGUGAAUUUUUAAUCGAUACUUUAUAUAGACCGAUCUGUAUGAUCGUUCAAGAUCCUAUUGUACUGGCAUUCGACCUUUAUUUAUCCGUUGUCUAUGGGGUGUUCAACCUUUUUUUCGAAGCAUUCCCUAUUGUGUUUAUUGAUGUUUAUCAUUUUUCAUUGAUUGAAUUGGGUUUAUCUUACAUGGGAUAUUCUGUUGGCGCGGCAACAGCUUUCAUCACUGUAGUAACAUUCACUUAUAAAGUAGUUAAUCCUAGUAGAAAAAAUGGGACGUUUACUCCAGAAAUUUAUUUAUUACCUCCAAUGUACUUUAGUUGGUUUUUACCAUUAGCUCUGUUUUUAUUCGGUUGGGGUUCUGCUGCACAUUGGAUAAUUCCAAUUAUAUCUGAAGCGUUCUUCCUUACUGCUACAGAAAGUCUAUUUCAAGCAACAUUUUCAUAUUUUGCAGAGAGUUACCCAAAUCAUAUUGCAUCAUCAUAUGCCGGUAAUGGGUUAAUGAGAUGUUUUUUUGCAUUUGCAUUUCCACUGUUUGGUAAAGCCAUGUAUAACAAAUUAGCUAUUAAAGGAUAUCCUGUUGCUUGGGGAUCUUCGUUGCUUGGAUUCAUUACUAUUGCAUUAGCUGUUAUUCCUUUUGCCUUGUACAAAUAUGGUCCAGCAUUAAGAGCCAGAUCUAAAUUUGCAGAUUAA